Molecule: messenger RNA, 1087 nt
Organism: Lingula anatina
Lineage: Eukaryota; Metazoa; Brachiopoda; Lingulata; Lingulida; Lingulidae
Source: RefSeq, a predicted model, not a curated record
GUUCACUAGAUGGGAGAGGUGUGCCAAAAAUAUCCCCAGAGACACAUCCGCCACAUAAUAGUUACCGAAAACUGGAACAUGUUGCAGUUCACUAGUCAACCAAAGAGGUGUACCAAGAAGAUAUAGCCAGGUACAAUUUGAGCGUCUCAGUAGUCUCCGAUGACAUUAAACAUGGUAUUGUAUCUCUUUACCCUCCUGAGUUUCUUCGCACUACCAAUGGUGGCGGAGGGAGAAAGAAUGUGCGCUGUCUACACCAUGAUAAGUCAUGGCAGUAUGAUUCGUAGUGGAAGCCAAGAAUUUGCCAGCGAGCAGUGGUACAAAAUACACCGAUAUUUUGGUCGAAACACAAACGCCAGCAUCGCAGCUGAAGGGAGGAAGUUCCUACAGUUUUUGAAGGAAUGGUAUGGAAUCGAUGUGUACGUUGCCGACGAUACCUUGUCAGGGGUUGAUCCAACUCCUGUGUUUUUCGAGACCAUGGCAGUUAACUUUACUUUCAAAAUCGUGACUCUUCCGCAGUCUGCCAAUUUUAGACUUAAUUCGGAGUCACGUGACAAUGAAGUUCGUUUUUAUGAUUCACAGAUUUGCUUAAUUACAUGGUGGAUUGUGAUCAAAAAUGAGUUUACUGUAACAGAGGGUCGAAAUCAGGGAAUGGUCGUCCCGGCAAGUAGUAUGAUUGGGUUACAUUAUUACAAUAUAAAACCUGGGCACAAGGGGUUCGAUAGCGAAAUUAAGCUACGUGGAGAAAACCGUGUUCCUGUUCUUUCAAUUCCCACCCCCUUGGGCCAAGACACUAAUCUGACCGGGUAUGACAUCACAGAAGGAACGUACGUCGUCUACAAUCAGUAUGUCACCAGUCUGACGAGGCCAGAGUUCGGUGACGGCGUGGCGCGUGGGAUCUCUCCUCGAUAUGUGCAUGGAAACGAAUUUGUGAAUGAUGGUAGAAUGGUGGUCACCUUCUACUGUAACCGUACCGAGUUCCGUCUGCCAUAGAUUGACUUUAAUGCAAACGGAUUUUUAAAUAUAUCUUUUUUGCUUCAUGGUUUUCAGUUUUUAUUCUGAACCAGGGGGAUUUAUUGUAAAGGUUGGG